Sapajus apella (tufted capuchin) is the source of this 1972-nucleotide messenger RNA. Its product is annotated as zinc finger protein 430-like. The record is from RefSeq and is a predicted model, not a curated record. Bases 155 to 1759 code for a protein of 534 amino acids. Gene Ontology annotation, molecular function: RNA polymerase II cis-regulatory region sequence-specific DNA binding; DNA-binding transcription repressor activity, RNA polymerase II-specific. NCBI's taxonomy places the organism in Eukaryota, Metazoa, Chordata, Mammalia, Primates, Cebidae. The transcript has 4 exons. Gene Ontology annotation, biological process: negative regulation of transcription by RNA polymerase II.
GGCGCGGCCUUUGUCUCUUGCUGCAGCGGGAGCCCCAGGUUUUGUUUUCUCUGCUCUGUGUCCUCUGCUCCUGGAGGCCCAGCCUCGCGGCCCCGUGACCUGCAGGUUUUGAGAGAUCCACAGCUAAGACGCCGGGACCCCCUGGACGCCUGAAAUGGGGCCGUUGACAUUUAGGGAUGUGGCCAUCGAAUUCUCUCUGGAGGAGUGGCAAUGCCUGGACACUGCUCAGCAGGAUUUGUAUAGAAAAGUGAUGUUAGAGAACUACAGAAACGUGGCCUUCUUGGCAGGUAUUGCUGUUUCUAAGCCAGACCUGAUCACCUGUCUGGAGCAAGGAAAAGAGCCCUGGAAUAUGAAGAGAUAUGAGAUGGUAGAUGAACCCCCAGCUACAUGUUCCUAUUUUGUCAAAGACCUUUGGCCAGAGCAAGACAUAAAAGAUUCUUUUCAACAAGUGAUUCUGAGAAGAUAUGGAAAAUGUGGACCUGAGAAUUUACAGUUAAGAAAAGGCUCUGCAAGUGUGGAUGAGUGUAAGGUGCACAAAGAAGGUUAUAAUGAACUAAACCAGUGUUUGACAGCUACCCAGAGUGAAAUAGUUCAAUGCGAUAAAUAUAUGAAAGUCUUUCUUAAAUGUUUAAAUUCAAACGGACAUAAGACAAGACGUACUGGAAAGAAAACUUUCAAAUGUAAAAAAUGUGACAAAUCAUUUUGCAUGCAUUUAUACCUAAGUCAAAAUAAAAGAAUUCAUAUUAGAGAUAAUUCUUAUCAAUGUGAAGAAUGUGGCAAAGUCUUUAAACGGUCCUCACACCUUUCUAGACACACAAGAAUCCAUACUGGAGAGAAACCUUUCAAAUGUGAAGAAUGUAGCAAAGUCUUUAUGCGGUUCUCAGCCCUUUCUACACACAAGAGAAUCCACACUGGAGAGAAACCUUUCAAAUGUGAAGAAUGUGGCAAAGCUUUUAAGCACUCCUCAACCCUUACUACACAUAAGAUGAUUCAUACUGGAGAGAAACCCUACAGAUGUGAAGAAUGUGGCAAAGCCUUCAACACAUCCUCACACCUUAUUGCACAUAAGAUAAUUCAUACUGGAGAGAAACCCUACAAAUGUGAAGAAUGUGGCAAAGCUUUUAACCAUUCUUCAUCUCUUACUACACAUAAGUUCAUUCAUGCCGGAGAGAAACCCUACAAAUGUGAAGAAUGUGACAAAGCUUUUUAUCGAUUCUCAUUCCUUACCAAACAUAAGAUAAUUCAUACUGGAGAGAAAUUCUACAAAUGUGAAGAAUGUGGCAAAGGCUUUUACUGGUUUUCAACCCUUACUAAACAUAAGAGAAUUCAUACUGGAGAGAAACCCUACAAAUGUGAAGAAUGUGGCAAGGCCUUUAAUGUGUCUUCAAACCUUACUACACAUAAGAUGAUUCAUACUGGAAAGAAACCCUACAAAUGUGAAGAAUGUGGCAAAGCCUUUAACUACUCCUCAAAACUUACCAAACAUAAGAUAAUUCAUACUGGAGAGAAACCUUACAAAUGUGAAGAAUGUGGCAAAGCUUUUAACCAAUCCUCAAACCUUACUACACAUAAGAUAAUUCAUACUGGAGAGAAGUCUUACAAAUGUGAAGAAUGUGGCAAAGCUUUUACCCAUUCCUCACACCUUACUUCACACAGGAGAAUUCACACUGGAGAGAAACCCUACAAAUGUGAAGAAUGUGGCAAAGCUUUUAACCAAUCCUCAAAUCUUAGUAAACAUAAGAUAAUUCAUAUUGGAUAGAAGUCUUACAAAUCUGAAGAAUGUGAUAAAGCCUUUAACCAAACCUCAACUCUUACUAAACAUAGGAAAAAUUAUCCUUGAAGGAAACCCUACAACUGUGAAGAAUGUGGAAAUUCUCUCAACCAGUGCUCAUAACUUACUAAACAAAAUAACUCGUAGCAGAGAGAAACUCUACAAAUGUAAGAAUGUCCUCAACUCUUAAAAAGCAUUAAA